Molecule: messenger RNA, 706 nt
Organism: Aplosporella prunicola CBS 121167
Lineage: Eukaryota; Fungi; Ascomycota; Dothideomycetes; Botryosphaeriales; Aplosporellaceae
Exons: 6
Coding region: 195-545 (116 amino acids)
Biological process (GO): proton transmembrane transport
Cellular component (GO): vacuolar proton-transporting V-type ATPase complex
Molecular function (GO): proton-transporting ATPase activity, rotational mechanism
Source: RefSeq, a predicted model, not a curated record
GGCCGGAAAAGUGCUGGCGAUGACAUGCCUUGUUGGGAACAGCAACGAAGCCGCCUCACCGCCCUAGUGGUGACCUAGCCUGGCACGAGCUCCACCAGCCAGCAGCAGCGACCAAGCAACCAUCGGGCCCAACUCGCACAUCUCGCGACAACCACCCCAACACCCUCGAAGCCUCUACCCACGAAUCCCUCACCAUGUCCGCCCAGAACUCCGCGGGCAUCCAGACGCUGCUCGACGCCGAGCGCGAGGCGCAGAAGAUCGUGCAGAAAGCCAGAGAAUACCGCACCAAGCGCGUAAAGGACGCCCGCAGCGAGGCCCAGAAGGAAAUCGAGGAGUACCGCCAGCAGAAGGAAGAGGAGUUCAAAGCGUUUGAGAAGGAGCACAGCAGCGGCAACGCCAAGGCCGAAGAAGAAGCCGACAAGGCCACGGACGAGAAACUGGGCGAGAUCAACGGCAUCGGCGCAGAGCAGGGCUCCAAGGUCGUCGACCAGCUGCUGACGGCUGUGACCGAGGUGCACCCGGAGCCGCCGUCGAAGAGGGACUAGGCGGAAGGAGCGCGCCGCCGCCGUUGCUCGUUUCCCGUUGUUGUUGUUGAAGGGUCCUCUGCAGUUAUUAUAUCGUUUGUGAAAUGCUCUGAUACGCGUUUAUGCUUGCUUGCUCUCUCUCUCUCUCUCUCUCUCUCUCUCUCUCUCUCUCUCUCUCUCUC